AUGCUUCAUUCCUGUACUCCAAAAGAAAAUAAGGAUGCAAUAUUAGAGUCAUUCAAAAGACUGGAUGGUCAUGUGCAAGUCUUGGUGGCAACCAUAGCAUUCGGCAUGGGAAGAGACUGUAAAGGUGUCCACCGCACAAUACACUUUGGCCCCUCAAAAAACUGUGAGGCCUUUAUCCAAGAGACUGGUCGCGCUGGAAGAGAUGGGAUGUCUAGUUUUUCUUAUCUUUUGUACAAAGGCAUUAUGCUGAAUCAUGUGGAAAGGGACAUAAAAGAAUAUGUCAAAGCUACAACCUGCAGGAGACAGAUGCUUAUGGAACAUUUUAGCAAGAACCAUAUUGUAUUUUCUGGAGACCUCCAUGCUUGCUGCGAUAAUCGUGCUAAAGCUUGUGAAUGUGGUAGUGAAAAUUGUAAAAGUUACACUGAUUUCAUAGUUACGGAGACAGGUAUUGCAUCAGAAGAGAAAAGGCGUUCUGUUAGUGAAGACCAGAAAAAAGAACUCUCAAGAUUACUCAAAAAGUACCACAAGAAACUAUUAAUGGAUCUGGUACGAAAGUCAGCACAUGGCAUGGUCCAAAGUCUAAUUAGCAUAAAUACUCUUCUGGGGUUUGGAGAAACACAAAUCGAUCAGGUGCUAGAAAACUGUGAAACUUUAUUUUCUUUUGAGGAUGUCACAGAUAAGAUUGAAAUAUGGAACAUCUGUCAUGCAAGAGAAAUAGUUGUUAUGCUUGCAGAAGUAUUUAAUGAUAUUGAUGUAUCUUGUGAGCAAAUGGUCGAUAUGAGACUGGGCACUAGCGACAAUGAAUUAGAUGACAAAGUAAUUGGAGAAUGGGCUGCUCUAGCUGAGGACGAAGAGCUCUUUGCCUUGAUGGCAGACAAUUUAUCUUGGUCUGCAUUAGAGAGCACAGUAAAUGAGUCAACUCACAUGCAGUCUCCUGACUCUUCUGGCUUAUCACCUGCUGCUCUGACUGCACUUACAAAUCUAAGUAUAGAGUAG
Nematostella vectensis (starlet sea anemone) is the source of this 996-nucleotide messenger RNA. Its product is annotated as ATP-dependent DNA helicase RecQ-like. The record is from RefSeq and is a predicted model, not a curated record. Gene Ontology annotation, cellular component: cytoplasm; chromosome; nucleus. The coding region runs from base 1 to 996 and encodes 331 amino acids. Gene Ontology annotation, biological process: double-strand break repair via homologous recombination. Lineage: Eukaryota; Metazoa; Cnidaria; Anthozoa; Actiniaria; Edwardsiidae. Gene Ontology annotation, molecular function: four-way junction helicase activity; 3'-5' DNA helicase activity. The transcript has a single exon.